AUGAGCAUGGAAAUUGGAAAGCAAUCUCAGCAAAUAAAAGUGUGGAGACAUGUAGGAGAGAGAUAUGAUGUUGAAUGUUUAGCACCCUCUUUUAAAAGUGGACAACAUCCAGAAACAAAAAAAUUUUCCAAAAGUGUAGAUGAGCUCAAGACUGCCUUGAGUGAGGAGUGGUCAAAAUUUGAUGUAUCAAUUCUUAGGAAGGUUGUGAACUCAAUACCACAAAGAAUUGAAGAAGUAUUGGAUACAAAGAGAGGACAACAAA
Diversispora eburnea is the source of this 262-nucleotide messenger RNA. The record is from the annotation of a GenBank genome assembly. Lineage: Eukaryota; Fungi; Glomeromycota; Glomeromycetes; Diversisporales; Diversisporaceae.